Molecule: messenger RNA, 885 nt
Organism: Chilo suppressalis (striped riceborer)
Lineage: Eukaryota; Metazoa; Arthropoda; Insecta; Lepidoptera; Crambidae
Source: the annotation of a GenBank genome assembly
AUGUUCGCGGAACAAUUUCUUGUGAGCCACAUCAAAGGAAGGAGGACUUCAUCCCUCAUCCCGUUCAAUAUUAUAUUCAUCUGUCUGAGCCGCGGACAUGGUGGAAUGCCGGCCCGAUUCCAUUCCCGAGCGGCUAUCCAAACACGAUGGCGCCCAACGUGGGAGCGGGUGGCAAGAGACGCGACGCACUCGACCCGCUCGCUGUGCCGGCCGGCCAGAUACUGCCGGCUGCGCACGCCUGAGCCCGGCCAUCCCCACCCCCCGCCGCCCACCUCCCGCGAAAACGACUCGAGGCAUAAAAAAAAAGAACGGAAAAGAAAAGAAAAGAAAAGAAAAGAAAAAAAAAGAAAAGAAAAGAAAAGAAAAGAAAAGAAAAGAAAAGAAAAGAAAAGAAAAGAAAAGAAAAGAAAAGAAAAGAAAAGAAAAGAAAAGAAAAGAAAAGAAAAGAAAAGAAAAGAAAAGAAAAGAAAAGAAAAGAAAAGAAAAGAAAAGAAAAGAAAAGAAAAGAAAAGAAAAGAAAAGAAAAGAAAAGAAAAGAAAAGAAAAGAAAAGAAAAGAAAAGAAAAGAAAAGAAAAGAAAAGAAAAGAAAAGAAAAGAAAAGAAAAGAAAAGAAAAGAAAAGAAAAGAAAAGAAAAGAAAAGAAAAGAAAAGAAAAGAAAAGAAAAGAAAAGAAAGAUGCAGCACUAAGGAAGAACAGAGGAGUUCCAUAUACAUCAUACGUAAUCAGGAAUGGUCAUCGUAAAGGAACCUUAUUAAUAAAGAUACAAAUCUUCAACUUAAAAGAUAAUCCUGGGCCAUAUUCACCAGCAGACGCCCAGUGUCGCAGUAGUGAAUGUGACGUGCCAGCGGUGAAAAUGCAGUACUCAAUGCGCAAUAUGUUGUAA